UCAGACAGUCGUUGCCACUGAGAGGUGAAAUGGCGCAGCAAGGAGCUCAGCUGGACGGAGCAAAAUUCUGCUGUUCGAUCUGUCUGGAUCUACUGAAGGAUCCAGUGGUUAUUCCCUGUGGACACAGCUACUGCAUGAGCUGUAUUAAAGGUUUCUGGGAUGAAGAGGAUGAGAAGAAAAUCUACAGCUGCCCUCAGUGCAGACAGACCUUCACACCGAGACCUGUCCUGGUGAAAAGCACCAUGUUAGCAGAUUUAAUGGAGGAGCUGAAGAAGACUGGACUCCAAACUGCUCCUGUUGAUCACUGCUAUGCUGGACCUGAAGAUGUGGCCUGUGAUGUCUGCACUGGGAGGAAGCUGAAAGCUCUCAAGUCCUGUCUGGUGUGUCUGAUCUCUUACUGUGAGAAACACCUUCAGCUUCAUUAUGAAUCUGAUGCAUUUGAAAAACACAAGCUGGUCGACCCCUCCAAGAAGCUCCAGGAGAACAUCUGCUCUCGUCAUGAUGAGGUGAUGAAGAUGUUCUGCCGUACUGAUCAGCAGAGUAUCUGUUAUCUCUGCUCUGUGGAUGAACAUAAAGGCCACGACACAGUCUCAGCUGCAGCAGAAAGGACUGAGAGGCAGAGAGAGCUCGAGGUGAGUCGACAAAACAUCCAGCAGAGAAUCCAGGACAGAGAGAAAGAUGUGAAUCUGCUUCAACAGGAGGUGGAGGCCAUCAGUCGCUCUGCUGAUAAAGCAGUGAAGAACAGUGAGAAGAUCUUCACUGAGCUGAUCUAUCUCAUCCAGAAAAGAAGCUCUGAUGUGAAGCAGCAGAUCAGAUCCCAGCAGGAAACUCAAGUGAGUCGAGUCAAAGAGCUUCAGGAGAAGCUGGAGCAGGAGAUCACUGAGCUGAAGAGGAAAGACGCUGAACUGAAGCAGCUCUCACACACAGAGGAUCGCAACCAGUUUCUACACAACUACCCCUCACUGUCACAACUCAGUGAACCUACAGACUCAUCCAGCAUCAAUAUCCGUCCUCUGAGAUACUUUGAGGAUGUGACAGCAGCUGUGUCAGAGCUCAGAGAUCAACUACAGGACAUCCUGAGGGAGAAAUGGACAAACAUCUCACUGGCAGUGGCUGAAGUGGACGUUUUACUGUCAGAACCAGAACCCAAGACCAGAGCUGAGUUCUUAAAAUAUGCACAUGAAAUCACACUGGAUCCAAACACAGCAAAUACAAAUCUGCUAUUAUCUGACGGGAACAAAAAAGCAAAAUCCACAAGUCAACAGUCUUAUUCUAGUCACCCAGAGAGAUUCACCUUUUGGCAUCAGGUCCUGAGUAGAGAGCGCCUGAUUGGACGUUGUUACUGGGAGGUGGAGUGGAGAGGGAGAGGAGUUUAUGUAGCAGUCGCAUACAAGAAUAUCAGCAGAGCAGGAUACUCAAAUCAAUGUAAAUUUGGACAUAAUUACAAAUCUUGGGCUUUAUAUUGUGACACUAAGAGUUAUAUUUUUGUGUUCAACAACAUCUCAACUCCCGUCUCAGGUCCUAGUUCCUCCAGAGUAGGAGUGUACCUGGAUCACAGAGCAGGUAUUCUGUCCUUCUACAGCGUCUCUGAAACCAUGACUCUCCUCCACAGAGUCCAGACCACAUUCACUCAGCCUCUCUAUGCUGGACUUUGGCUUUUUUGUGAUUAUGGAGACACAGCUGAGUUCUGUAAACUCAAAUAG
This is a messenger RNA of Thunnus maccoyii (southern bluefin tuna), 1703 nucleotides long. RefSeq names its product tripartite motif-containing protein 16-like. NCBI's taxonomy places the organism in Eukaryota, Metazoa, Chordata, Actinopteri, Scombriformes, Scombridae. The transcript has a single exon. The coding region runs from base 30 to 1703 and encodes 557 amino acids. The record is from RefSeq and is a predicted model, not a curated record. Gene Ontology annotation, molecular function: zinc ion binding; protein binding.